CCUCCUGCCGUUUCUGGUGAUCCUGUGUGUGGCGCUGUUUUCAUAUGCAGUUAGCACGGAAGCCAUUCUUUAUCCGAAUUCAGUUUGGUCAAUCGACUUUGUCUUUCAUAUCCCCGUUACAGCAUUCUGGUUGAUAUUUGGACAACUGGACUUUUUGGAAGAACUUGAAAGUAUGAUAACAUAAGAUGACCCAUUUACCUCAACGGAACGAGUAUUGGCUAGAAAUAUAAUCUCUCUCGACGUAACAUGGAUGAAAGCUUUCAUUUAAAAAGGCAACUAUAUAACCCGUAUUAUUGAAAGAAAGCAAGGUGCCUACGUUGCAUUUAAUCGCAGUUUGGUCAAUCGACUUUGUCCUUCAUAUCCCCGUAACAGCAUUCUGGUUGAUAUUUGGACAACUGGACUUUUUGGAAGAACUUGAAAACUGUUCCAAACCAAUAUGUCCUUCGAACAUUGGAAGAACAUAUGUUCCAUAUUUCACGGCAGUCUACAUGAUUAUGACCAACGUCUUGUUGCUGAACCUUUUGAUCGCACGAUUCAACCACAUUUUCGACGAAGUAAGAGGAAAAUCGGACGAAGUGUGGGCAAGGCAGAGGUGCAGUCUGAUGUUGGAAUAUGAAAGUAAACCACCCGUGCCUAUUCCAUUCUCAAUUGUCUGGAGAAUAUUUUCAAACCUUUGUUCCUGCCUGUGCAAUAGCAAGUGUGGGAAAAAGAAGCAACAGCCAGGUGACGAUAAGAAGGAUGUGACUGAAACCCUUCCGCAGGACGAUCACAACUACAACUGUGAUACACAGAUGACAGACUUAAACAUUCCAAGCAAUGAUGAAGUGGUCAGCUUAGACUAUGGCGAGGGCCAAGAGUGGAACGAACCACCCCAUCCAAUUCUUCCCGGCCAAUGCAACCUGUCCGAAACAGCAUCUGAAAAAGAUGGCAGUUGUCAUGACGACAUGGAGGCUGGAGAUGCAAUUAAUGAGGAAGGCGACAACGACCAGCAAUCAGAAGUUACUGAAAUUGACGGGACAAGCCAGGAUAGGGAAACUCAACUGGAUGACGAAGACGACCACCACCAGCAGACAGAGGAAGCUCAGCAACCUGAACACAGUGGUGCAGAAAAAGCUGAACAAGCAGACACAGGCAGUGAUCGGGAAGCUCAACAGGAAGAUCCUGAUGUCUACAAUCACAGCUUGGAGGCCCAGGCAGAUGACGACUCUGAUAGCUAUGACGAAGAAUACUAUGAGUAUACCUAUUCCUAUGAAACUGAUUCGGAAGUAUGUUCUGAUGACGACAUGGACAUGGGAUAUUAUCCAAGUGAAGAAGAAACUGAAACGCAGACAGACGAAAAUAGAAGAAGAGGAGACGUGAAUCUGGAUGAAUUCGAGAAGGCAAAUGCUGAACUUUACCUUCACGAAAGAGUGAACUGAUAAUAAGAUGAUUCUACAAAACUCGUGCUGCCAACUCGUACAAACUAGUACUUCGGAUGCAGCCAAUAACACUGAUAUAGCAGCUAAAUGUACAAGCGUUGCGAUAUAUGUACAUAUGAUACAGGCCGGAUGAACGUUCAGAUGGAGAGGUGAGGCUCUUAGGAUACCAUGUGUCCACCAUCACCAUCUUAGACGGGAAGCAUCGGCAACAGACAGUGUCCAAGACAGACCAUGUUCUUGACGGCCCAGUUUCACUGUAUCAACGUUGACCCGUAUGCAUGACCAACGUGCAACAUGACUGAUUGGAAGCAGUAUACCUCUGAUAUGUUGUAUUGUAGUCACAAGUCUCGGGAGAUAGCUCUCAUUUGUGUUAAUCCUUGACAAAUAUGCUGUUUUCGUUAUUAAAUUG
Haliotis rubra (blacklip abalone) is the source of this 1827-nucleotide messenger RNA. Its product is annotated as putative surface protein SACOL0050. Gene Ontology annotation, biological process: monoatomic cation transmembrane transport. Gene Ontology annotation, molecular function: monoatomic cation channel activity. Bases 489 to 1418 code for a protein of 309 amino acids. The transcript has 9 exons. The record is from RefSeq and is a predicted model, not a curated record. Lineage: Eukaryota; Metazoa; Mollusca; Gastropoda; Lepetellida; Haliotidae.